UUUCAGCAGGGCCCUCAUAUGUGUGAUUUUCUUUUGUUUACUGUGUGUUCUGCAUCUCUCAGUUUUGUAUGAUUGUUACAUAUGUUAUGUUAUCAUAUAAUCCUGUGUGCUUGUCAGUUAUAUGCUUCAUAAUAUCUCUAAUGUUGGAGUAGGACUGAUGUUACUCUCUCCAGUACAGCAGGUGGCGGUGUGCAGCUUUCCUCUGCUCUCUGACUCAACACACGGGCAGAAGAAGAAGUGGUGUGUGUCGUGUUUACAGUCCGCCUCGCGUCCGUUUACACUGCUUCAUUUAAAGUCCCGCAUGUAUCCUCCUGCAUGUCGUGUGAUUGAAUGUAACCCCCGCAUGUCCCUGUCUGCUCUGUUCAGAGUGUUUGUGCGGGUGUAUUACUAAACUCCUGAUGUGACGCAGUUGAGAUUAAAUCUGUGAUCUGGAGUCGCUGUUCAGUAAAUCAAAGUUCUCCAAUAUAUUUCCUAUGAUGAUGUCUGCUGAAUCCCGCAUUUAAAACACGCUUUACAGCACCGCUCGACGCGGAUCGCUUGAUUUUAGUGUCUGCGCGUUCACAGUCGCGUGCAUAAGCGGCCAAGGGCGUUCCCGAGUGAAUAUUUCGCGGAACAGCGCCCCCCGGUCACAGUUUUUGGCACAACACCGCCCUUCAGAAACGAAAGUGAAAGUAGUUGUUGUGUUGCAGUUUUAAACAACCAGAAUUCAUCAUCUACUAACAGAGAACAGCUUUAAAUCUUUGAUGUCUUGACAAAACCUUUUCUUCUAGAGUUUCUGCUGGAGAUCAAACUCUUCAGGUCCAUCAUGGAGGACACACACACCCCCGAAGAGCAGGAUUUGUUAGCAGGAUGCAGUUCAGUUCAUAAGAAGAGAGCAGAAGCAGAGCCCAGCUGUGUGUCUAUGAAGAGUGAUGCGUCCAUGGAUCACCCAGUAAAUCUUAAGAGUGAAAACACAGGACCUGCUGUCAGCUCAGUUCAUCAGAAGAGAGCAGAAGCAGAGCCCAGCUGUGUGUCUAUGAAGAGUGACGUGUCUAUGGAUCCACCAUUAACAUUUAAGAAUGAAAACACACGACCUGCUGUCAGUGUGGAUGGAGAUGAUCAGACUGGAGACCUGCAGCAGGAUUCACUCCAACCAGAACAUGAUGAACUUCAGAGAGUCAAAGAGCAGCACAAAACCAGCAUGAAGAACAAGUAUGAGAGAUUAUUUGAGGGAAUCAACCAUGGAGAGACUCAAACCCUCCUGAACAGGAUCUACACACAGCUCUACAUCAUAGAAGGAGAGAGUGAAGGAGUGAAUGAAGAACAUGAGGUUUUACAGAUGGAGAAAAGAGCCAGAACAAAACCCUCACAACACACUCCAGUCUACUGCAAUGACAUCUUUAAAGCCUCAGCUGGAGCAGGACAUGAGGAGAAGAUCAAGAAGGAGAAAGCCCAGAUCAAGACUGUUCUCACUAAAGGCAUCGCUGGAAUCGGGAAAACCGUCUCUGUGCAGAAGUUCAUUCUGGACUGGGCCGAGGGAAAAGACCAUCAGGAUGUAGAUUUCAUGUUUGUGCUUUCAUUUCGAGAGCUGAACUUGAUCAGAGAUCAUCAGUACAGUCUUCACAGACUUCUGCUGGACUUUCAUCCUGAACUUGAAGAUCUGGAGCCCAAGAUUUAUGAGCAGUGUAGAGUUGUGUUCAUCUUUGAUGGUCUGGAUGAAAGCAGAAUCACACUCAACUUUUCAGAUGAGGAGAAAGUUUGUGCUGUGACUGAAUCUUCAUCAGUGGCUGUGUUGAUGCGGAGCCUCCUGAAAGGAGAUCUGCUUCCCUCUGCUCUCAUCUGGAUCACCUCCAGACCACCAGCAGCCCAUCAGAUCCCCUCCAGAUACAUCAAGCGUCUGACAGAAAUUCAGGGAUUCACUGAGCCUCAGAAGGAGGAAUAUUUCAGGAAGAGAAUCAGCGACGAGCAUCAAGCCAGCAGAAUCAUCUCCCACAUCAGAAGAGCAAGAAGCCUCCAGAUCAUGUGCCACAUACCCGUCUUCUGCUGGAUCUCCUCCACUGUGCUUCAGAAGCUCCUGGAAGAAGAUGUGAGUGCAGAAAUCCCUCAAACUCUGACUGAGAUGUACAUCCACUUCCUGCUGAUUCAGAUCAACACAAGGAAGCAGAAGUAUGAAGAGAGAGAUCCAGAGAAACUCCUGCAGUCCAACAGAGGAGUAAUCCUCAAACUUGCUGAAGUGGCUUUCAGACAGCUGAUGGAGGGCAAUGUGAUGUUCUAUGAGGAGGACCUGAUUGAGAGCGGCAUAGACGUCACUGACGCCUCAGUGUAUUCUGGGAUCUGCACUGAGAUCUUCAAGGAGGAAUCUGUAAUUCAUCAGAGGAAAGUCUACAGCUUCAUCCAUCUCAGCUUUCAGGAGUUUCUGGCUGCUUUCUUUGUGCUUUACUGCCAUUUAACAGAGAACAGAGAACCGCUGAGGGUGAUUUAUGAGAGAGAAUAUUCAUAUGAUCAAUAUCUACAGUCCAGCUCUGAGAAGUCUCUGUAUGAUUUGCUCAGUUCAGCAGUAGAUAAAGCUGUCAGGAGUAGUAAUGGUCGUCUGGAUCUGUUCCUGCGGUUCCUGCUGGGCAUCUCACUGGAGUCCAAUCAGAGACUCUUCCAGAAUCUGCUGACACACACAGAGAAGAGCUCAGAGAGCAUCAGGAGAAUCACACAGGACAUUAAAGAUGGGAUUAAGACAGAUGAUGAUCUCUCAGCUGAAAGAUCCAUCAAUCUGUUCCUCUGUCUGCUGGAGGUGAAAGAUCAGACUCUGGCCAGAGAGAUUCAGGAGUUUGUGAAAUCAGACAAACACUCAGUGAAGUAUCUCUCUCCUGCUCAUUGCUCAACAAUCUCCUACAUGAUUGAGAUGUCAGAGGAGCUGCUGUAUGAGUUAGACUUUAAUAAAUUCAACACAUCAGAUGAGGGAAGACGGAGACUGACAGCAGCUGUGAGAAACUGCAGAAGAGCUCUGUGA
Danio rerio (zebrafish) is the source of this 2983-nucleotide messenger RNA. The record is from RefSeq and is a predicted model, not a curated record. Lineage: Eukaryota; Metazoa; Chordata; Actinopteri; Cypriniformes; Danionidae.